Acaulospora colombiana is the source of this 1031-nucleotide messenger RNA. The record is from the annotation of a GenBank genome assembly. NCBI's taxonomy places the organism in Eukaryota, Fungi, Glomeromycota, Glomeromycetes, Diversisporales, Acaulosporaceae.
AUGGACUCUACCACCAACAACGGUAUCCCAGACCUCUACGACGCAGGGAUAAUCCAACUGCAAGACGGCCUUCGAAGCGGCCGAUUCACAUCUGCGCAACUCGUCGAGGCAUAUAUCAAUCGAAUCAACGAGGUCAAUGACAGAGGUCCCAGACUCAAGGCGGUCUUGGAGGUCAACGCAGCGGCUGUCCAGCAGGCCAAGCUACUGGACGAGCAGCGGCGGAUCGCACAGAGCAAGGGGAAGACACUUCCCCUCCUCCAUGGAAUCCCCAUUCUGCUCAAGGACAACAUCGCAACACGAUCUCCAGAAGGAUUUGAAGAACGUUUAGAAACCACCGCCGGAUCAUUCGCUCUUUUGGGUUGUUUGCCGCCCACCGAUGCCACGGUAACACAGAAGCUCCGGAAAGCUGGUGCGAUCAUCCUGGGCAAGGCAAACAUGUCCGAGUGGGCGCACUGGCGUGGAAAGAUUCCCUCUGGAUGGUCACCGAGAGGAGGGCAAUGCAGUAACCCAUAUUAUCUUGGUGCGGAUCCGUCUGGGUCUUCUUCUGGUUGUGCGGUAGCUGCGGCUAUCGGACUUGCUGCUGGUACUCUUGCCACGGAAACAGAUGGUAGCAUCUCUGGACCUAGCAGCCUCUGUAAUGUUGUGGGCAUUAAACCAACAGUUGGGUUGACGUCCAGAAGUGGAGUUAUUCCGGUCUCUAAACAUUUUGAUAGUGUUGGCCCGAUAUGUCGAACAGUGUCGGAUGCGGCGAUAAUCCUUCAAGCGAUCAGUGGGCGUGAUAAAACUGAUCCGUUCACAUCAUCACUACCAUCAGUGCCCGACUAUACCUCGGCUCUUUCUCUGGAUUUCCUGACAAAAAAAAGGAUCGGAGUCUUGAGAGGAUGCUACAAUGAUCGACUCGCGUGGAAAAUGGAUGAUUCUGAAGAGGCCUACGAGGCUAGGCUGGAGGCAUUUGAAGAUGUCUUGAAGGUGUUGAAGGAACUGGGUGCCGAGGUCUUAGACUGUGUGGACAUCACAACAGCAGAAGAAUU